CGAAAUGUCUGUCAUAGUAUCUUUGGCCACUUCGUUGUUUGGCUCUUGACCUUUUCACCGAGGGUGCUGACACUCAAAACAUCAUCCUUCACCACCAAUUCAACAUGAGAGGUAUCUUCACAGCCCUCUGGGCUGCGACCUGCCUCAUGACAGGCCAUGCAAUCUCCGACGUGAAUAUGCCAUCACGCAACUGCCUAUCUGGCAACACAUACACGACCAAAGAGGGCGACACGUGCGAUUCCAUUGCCCUAGCCCACAGCGUCUCAGCGGCUACGAUGUCCUUUACCAACCCGAACAUUCUCAACUGCUCUUCCAUCCGACCCGGCACUCCUCUCUGUCUGCCGCUUGAAUGCGAUGUAUAUACGGUGCAGCCUGGUGAUACUUGCACUAGUAUUGCCCUGGGUGUCUACAGUAGUACGCGGAAAAUCUUGUCUUACAACACUCAGUUGAACUGGGACUGCUCAAAUUUACACUCGCCUGAUCCCUACUGGGGAUCGACAAUUUGCGUGUCCGUUCCCGGAGGAAAGUAUCCAGGCCAGGCGUUGAAUGCAUCUUCUUCCGAGCCUGGAGCCGUGGAUCCGCCCUCCGGUGCGACGGUGGCCUCGGGCACCACCAUGGUCUGCGGUGCGUGGCUAAUAAAUGACGUCGACCUCGAUAUAUCCUGUGCUCAAAUAUGUCUGGCUCACAAGAUCUCUAUUAAUGCCUUUACUGCGGCCAAUCCGUCGCUCGGAAAAAGGACCUGUGAUUCUGACCUAGUGGUGGGCGACGCUUACUGCGUGAGGCCUCUUCGCUAGUACCGGGGCGAAAAGGGACUGUAUUACGGCUGAUCUUUUGUGCUUUUCAUGUAUCUUGAGACUGGAGAGGAAUCAGUUGGAGAUAGUACGGCCCAGGCGAUUCUAUAUGUGUAAAAGGUGGGCGUUUCAUUGGUCACUCUUCAAACGAAGAUUCAACGUAAGCCGGGAACAACUAUAUG
Messenger RNA from Aspergillus sclerotioniger CBS 115572, 973 nucleotides. RefSeq names its product LysM peptidoglycan-binding domain-containing protein. The coding region runs from base 105 to 794 and encodes 229 amino acids. Lineage: Eukaryota; Fungi; Ascomycota; Eurotiomycetes; Eurotiales; Aspergillaceae. The record is from RefSeq and is a predicted model, not a curated record. The transcript has a single exon.